Numida meleagris (helmeted guineafowl) is the source of this 3318-nucleotide messenger RNA. It is a transcript of the gene HIP1, whose product is annotated as huntingtin interacting protein 1. The record is from RefSeq and is a predicted model, not a curated record. The transcript is spliced from 31 exons. Gene Ontology annotation, cellular component: presynapse; actin cortical patch; clathrin-coated vesicle. Lineage: Eukaryota; Metazoa; Chordata; Aves; Galliformes; Numididae. Gene Ontology annotation, molecular function: actin filament binding; phosphatidylinositol-3,5-bisphosphate binding; clathrin-cargo adaptor activity. Gene Ontology annotation, biological process: actin filament organization; endocytosis; clathrin coat assembly. The coding region runs from base 7 to 3216 and encodes 1069 amino acids.
GGGCCAAUGGCGCGCGGCCCUACCGGCGGCGGCGCCGAGCGGAGCUGUGGCGAGUGCGCGGCCGAGCAGGAGCGGCGUGGUGGGGCUAUGGACCGCGUGAGCAGCUCCAUGCGGCAGGCGGCCAACCCGCUGCCCAGAGUGCUGAGCCGGCGGGCGGGCGGCGGCGGCCUAGAGGCGGAGCGGGAGAACUUCGAGCGUGCCCAGACUGUCAGCAUCAAUAAGGCUAUUAAUACACAGGAAGUGGCUGUCAAGGAGAAACAUGCCAGAACAUGCAUCCUGGGCACACACCACGAGAAGGGGGCACAGACCUUCUGGUCAGUGGUGAACCGGCUGCCGCUCUCGGGCAAUGCUGUGCUCUGCUGGAAGUUCUGCCACGUCUUCCACAAGCUCCUCCGUGACGGCCAUUCAAACGUCCUGAAGGACUCUGUGAGGUACAAGAAUGAGCUGAGUGACAUGAGCAGGAUGUGGGGCCACCUGAGUGAGGGCUACGGACAGUUGUGCAGCAUCUACCUCAAACUGCUGAGAACCAAGAUGGAGUUCCACACCAAGAACCCCCGGUUCCCCGGCAAUCUGCAGAUGUCUGACCGGCAGCUUGACGAGGCAGGAGAGAACGAUGUCAACAACUUCUUCCAGCUGACAGUGGAAAUGUUUGACUAUCUGGAGUGUGAGCUGAACCUCUUCCAGACGGUGUUCAGCUCCCUGGACAUGUCACGCUCUGUGUCGGUCACUGCGGCAGGGCAGUGCCGCCUGGCCCCACUCAUCCAGGUGAUCCUGGACUGCAGCCACCUCUACGACUACACCGUCAAGCUGCUCUUCAAGCUCCACUCCUGUCUACCAGCCGACACACUGCAGGGCCACCGGGACCGCUUCCUGGAGCAGUUCAGAAAGCUGAAGGACUUCUUCUAUCGCUCCAGUAACCUGCAGUACUUCAAGCGUCUGAUUCAGAUCCCGCAGCUCCCAGAGAACCCGCCCAAUUUUCUGCGAGCCUCGGCACUGUCGGAACACAUCAGCCCUGUGGUGGUCAUCCCCGCUGAGGCAUCCUCACCCGACAGCGAACCUAUCACGGACCUGGUGGAAAUGGAAACAGCAUCACAGAGCCUGUUUGACAACAAGUUCGAUGACAUCUUCGGCAGCUCGUUCAGCAGCGACCCCUUCAACUUCAACAGCCAGAACGGGAUGAACAAGGAUGACAAGGACCGGCUGAUUGAGCAGCUCUACAAGGAGAUUGGGGCUCUGAAGGAGGAGCUGGAGAGCUUCAAGGCCGAGAGCGAGCGGCGCAGCCUGCAGCUGCGUGGGCGCAUCAGUGAGCUGGAGGCCGAGCUGGCCGAGCAGCGGCACCUGAAGCAGCAGGCGCUGGAUGACAGCGAGUUCCUGCGCACGGAGCUGGAGGAGCUGAAGAAACAGCGGGAGGACACGGAGAAAGCACAGAGGAGCCUGACAGAGAUCGAGAGGAGGGCGCAGGCGAAUGAGCAGCGGUACAGCAAGCUGAAGGAGAAGUACAGCGAGCUGGUGCAGAACCACGCCGACCUGCUGCGAAAGAACGCAGAGGUGACCAAGCAGGUGACAGUGGCAAGACAGGCCCAGGGGGAUGUGGAGCGGGAGAAGAAGGAGCUGGAGGAUUCCUUCCAGCGGGUGAGCGAGCAGUCCCAGCGGAAGUCCCAGGAGCAGGCAGAGGUGCUAGAAACAUUGAAGCGGGAGCUGGCAGCCAGCAAGCAGGAGCUACAGGUCCUGCAGGGGACACUGGAGACCAGCAUGCAGGAGGGAGCAGAGCAGAACACCCGGAUAGCAGGCUUGGAGCAGGAGCGGGACAGCCUGAGCCAGGCAGCAGCGCAGCACGGCAAAGAGAUGGCAGCCCUGCAGGCUGAGCUGCAGCAGCUGCGGGACGCACUCAGCAGUGAGAAGGAGAGUAGCAGGAAGGAGCUGGAGACACUUCAGAUGCAGCUGCAAGAUAAGCAGGAGAGUGCAGAGCGGACCCUGCAGCAGCACCGGGCUGAGGAGCAGUUUGCCCUGCUGCAGAGCAGCGCACAGGAGGCAGAGCGCAUGGUGCAGGAUGCCCUCGGUCGCCUCGAGGACCCUGCUCACAUCAGUUGCACCGGCUCAGCAGAUUACCUCCUGUCCAGGACAUCGGCAGCCUCUGAGUGCAUCGAGAGGCUGCAGGACGCACACAGCAAAUACCUUGCCAACCGCACAGACGUGAGCACCCUGCUGCCCUGUGUGGCCCUCUUUGCCCACCUCAUCAGUGACACCAUCCUGCAAGGCAGCGCUACCUCCCACAUGGCCCCAAUGGAGCCCGCUGACCGGCUGCUGGAGGCAUGCAAGCAGUGCGGCAGUGAGGCCAUCAGCUACCUCAGCUCCCUGCAAGACCCAGGCAGCGUGGCAAGUGUCAAUUGCACUGCAGUGACCAACUGCCUGUGCCGGAUCAGCGCCAUCGGGGAGGAGCUGCGACCCAGAGGGCUGGACGUGGAGCAGGAGGAGCUGGGUGAUCUGGUGGACAAGGAGAUGGCAGCUACAUCAGCAGCCAUCGAGACCGCAGCCGCCCGGAUCGAGGAGAUGCUGAGCAAGGCUCGAGCUGGUGACACUGGGGUCAAACUGGAAGUGAAUGAGAGGAUCCUGGGCUCCUGCACCGGCCUCAUGCAGGCAAUCCAGGUGCUCGUCCUGGCAUCCAAGGACCUGCAGCGAGAGAUUGUGGAGAGCGGACGGGGUGCAGCGUCCCCCAAGGAGUUUUACGCCAGGAAUUCUCGCUGGACGGAGGGCCUCAUCUCCGCCUCCAAGGCUGUGGGCUGGGGAGCAACCGUCAUGGUGGACGCUGCUGACCUGGUGGUGCAAGGGAAAGGGAAAUUUGAGGAGCUGAUGGUCUGCUCCCACGAGAUCGCAGCCAGCACUGCGCAGCUGGUGGCAGCCUCCAAGGUGAAGGCAGACAAGGACAGCGCCAACCUGUCCAAGCUGCAGCAAGCCUCUCGGGGCGUCAACCAGGCCACGGCUGGCGUGGUGGCCUCCACCAAGUCUGGGAAGUCACAGAUUGAGGAGAAAAAUAGCAUGGACUUCUCCAGCAUGACACUAACGCAGAUCAAGCGCCAAGAAAUGGACUCUCAGGUGAGAGUGUUGGAGCUGGAAAACCAGCUGCAGAAAGAGCGGCAGAAGCUGGGAGAGCUGCGCAAGAAGCAUUACGAGCUGGCAGGAGUGGCGGAGGGCUGGGAGGAGGAUGGCACUGAUUAGCUGCCACAGCGGGAGCAGCCAGCAGCAGAGACCCCUUUUGUCAGCCAGGACCCAGCUUGGUGCAGCCUUUUCAGAAGACACACAAUAAAAUGGUGCAAAAUU